Molecule: messenger RNA, 666 nt
Organism: Solanum pennellii
Lineage: Eukaryota; Viridiplantae; Streptophyta; Magnoliopsida; Solanales; Solanaceae
Product: protein RESPONSE TO LOW SULFUR 3-like
Exons: 1
Coding region: 82-423 (113 amino acids)
Biological process (GO): cellular oxidant detoxification
Source: RefSeq, a predicted model, not a curated record
CUAAACGGGUUUCUAAUAUCACAAAAUCAAUCUCGUAGCUUCUCUUUCUUUGUGCUCAAUUUUUAUAAUUACUCUCUAAUCAUGUUUUCCACCAUUGCUGUACCUUCCGGCAAAGCAAAUCCUCACCGGCGGGAAGUUUCCGCCGUGCCGGAGAGCGAGGUUCUACGGAGAAGAAACGAGGAGUUGGAGAAGGAAUUGAAGAAGAGCAUUGAAAGGGAAGAGAAAAUGAAAGAGGAAUUGCAGAAGACGUGGGACCGGCUGAGGGUGGCGGAGGAGGCGGAGGAGCGGCUCUGCUCUCAGCUCGGUGAACUUGAGGCGGAAGCUGUUGAUCAGGCUCGGGCAUACAGGACACGUGUCAUCAAUCUGAUGGAUCAACUCUCUUCGGCUCAGAAACUUCUCGAGUCAGCUUCUAUUUCUCGAUGAUAUGCAACGGGAAUCGUUGUUGAUGCGUCAACUCCGUUUUAAAACUAGGUGUAGAUGUGUUAGAACGGUUAUUUGGAUGAUAAGUAUUUUUUAGUUUCAAUUUUAAAAUUAUGAGCUCAAAUCGUCGACUAGACAUUAGGACACGAUUAAUCGAAAUUGUGUGCUCGAAUUAUCAAGGGGAUAUGGAAAAUGCUUGUAAAAUUAUGUGUAAUAUACUGUUGGUGAGGUUUUUGUUUCUUUUGA